GUGCCUAUGCAAGUGCAAACGACGUAUAAAAGACUGCAAAUACGUUGACGGAAGUCAGUCUCUCUCGAGGACAUACUGGGGAAGGAAUUCUGCACUAUGAUGGCCAGCCGCAAGCUCCUCCUCCUGCUCCUUGUGGUCGCCGUGGCCCUCGCCCCCCUCGCCGUCGCCGGCCCCUUGCCCGCUGCUGACCCACACAGGCGAUAUCCCGGGUAUGGCUACGGGUAUGGCCACGGUUUUGGCCACGGUUUUGGCCAUGGAUACGGCCAUGGAUACGGCCACCAUGGGUAUGGCCAUGGCUAUGGCCACCACGGCUAUGGUGGGCCUGGCCAUUUCUUAAGCCAUCUUCUGUUUGGAUUCGGGCAUCACUUCGGAUAGACAGAAGGAGCGUUACGGAUACUGAGAUUGUACAUGCGCAUCGAGAUUUUCAUUUUACCGGAUUGCUGCUUUAGUAUUUAUUAAUAAACUAUUAGCUUUAAA
Penaeus indicus is the source of this 477-nucleotide messenger RNA. RefSeq names its product fungus-induced protein 1-like. The transcript is spliced from 3 exons. Lineage: Eukaryota; Metazoa; Arthropoda; Malacostraca; Decapoda; Penaeidae. The coding region runs from base 97 to 375 and encodes 92 amino acids. The record is from RefSeq and is a predicted model, not a curated record.